Molecule: messenger RNA, 942 nt
Organism: Adineta ricciae
Lineage: Eukaryota; Metazoa; Rotifera; Eurotatoria; Adinetida; Adinetidae
Source: the annotation of a GenBank genome assembly
AUGAAUAAAUCAUUGAAUUGUGUGCAAAGUAAAAAAUUUGACAUUUCACAUUAUUUACAAGGCUCUUCUUCCGGAAUGUUAAACAACCUGCUUCCAAUUUUGAUGGCUAUCUUAUGUAUAAUGAUUAUAAUCACCGCAAUUAUCAUUAUCUGUUUUACUACACCAAAAUCUGAAGUGAAAAAAUGUGAACUCAAUUUUGUACGGAAGAAUUCAAAUCCAAUUGAAUAUAAUUAUGGUCCACAAGCAGUUUCUUUGGGAGAUUUUAAUAAUGAUUCGUGGAUGGAUAUGGUUAUUGUUAAUUCACUCGUGAAUCAAAUUGAUAUUUAUUUCGGAUUAAAUGAUGAAACAUUUUCAAAGGAAUUUUCGUAUUCAACUGGAAUUUCUUCAAACCCAAUAAUGUCUGCUGUUAAUGAUCUGAAUAAGGAUUCCUAUUUAGAUAUUGUAGUAGCUAAUUAUGGAAGGCAUUCAAUUGGAAUAUUCUAUGGAUAUGUUGCGGGGCAAAGGACAUAUUCAACUGGUAAUAAUUCAUAUCCAUAUUCUGUCGCUGCAGGUUACUUCAAUGAUGAUGUUCAAUUAGAUCUUGUUACUGCGAAUUUCGGGUCUAAUACGAUUGGCGUUUUUCUUGGAUCUGAUAAUAACUCCUUUAUCAGCCAGAGAACGUAUUCAACUGGUUCAUAUUCAUCUCCUUAUUCUGUUGCCGUUGGAUAUUUUAAUAAUGAUACUCGAUUGGAUAUUAUUGUUAUUAAUUAUGAUAAUAGCAAAUUUGGAAUUUUUCUUGGUCAUGGUGACGGAACAUUUGAUGGAAUUAUUUUAUUUUCAAUGCCUUAUGGAUCCCAUCCAUUCUCUCUAGCUCUUGCUGAUUUUAAUCGUAAUGGAAAGCUGGAUAUUGCUGUGAUUAAUAAUGGAACGGAUAGUUUAAGUCUUUACUUACAAACUUGUUAA